AUUACAGGCAAUCGUUUUACCUAACAGUUCAGUGUUUUGCCAUUACAACACGAAACAGAUGACAAAUAUUACACUAUUUUAAGGAAAACAAGAAAGUUUUUCCAACUUAUAAUUAAUUAACACGUAUACAGAUAUAUGUUCUUAGUGCAAAUAAAGUGAAACUUGUAAAUGAUAUCGUUUAUAAUCUCGUAUAUGAUAAUCGUUUGAAAUCUUCAUUCUUUUUAGUUAUCUAACCUAAAAUUUUUAAUUGUUUUAGUUUCUCCAUUUUUAAUACAAUAACAAAAUGUCUGGAAAAGAGCGAGGCGUGUUUCGACUAAUUUGGAAACAUUUUUUCGCUUCUAUAAAACCCAAUUUUAAGCGUCCUAAAUUGGUAGGAGAGGAUUAUUAUGGUACUAAAUAUUACGAAUCACAAACUCGUACCGAUUGGUUGAAAAAAAGAACUUCUCGUUCCUUCAAACCAGUAAAUGAUUUUGAUCAAGAAAUGCCUGCAGAAUGGGAAGCUUGGUUAAGACAUCGUAGAGUAGAGCCACCAACGUCAGAAGAAAUAGAGAGAAAUUAUAUGAUAGCAAUGAGUAAAAAAGAAAAAGCAGCAGAAAUAGAAGCAAAGUUUGGAAAUGCUAAAUCAGAAAAACCUCAGACGUUAAUUGAUAGUAACAAAAAAAAAAAGUUCCCAAAAUACGAUGAAUACAAAAGCUAAAUAAAACCAUAAAAUACUGGAAAGCCUGUACUGAAUGCCUGUAUAUAUUACAGUUCUUUAAUGAAAUUGGACAAUAAUUAAAGUCAAUGAACUAUGUAGUAAAUAUGUACAAAUUUUAUUAUAACAUAUGCUUGUAAUAUGAUGUAUAAUUUAUGUAUUUAUUGUUUGUGUGAAGUAUAGUCUAUAUGUAAAACAAUUUAUUAUAUCCUACGUUUCUAUACAUAUA
Megalopta genalis is the source of this 923-nucleotide messenger RNA. Its product is annotated as NADH dehydrogenase [ubiquinone] 1 alpha subcomplex assembly factor 2. The record is from RefSeq and is a predicted model, not a curated record. Lineage: Eukaryota; Metazoa; Arthropoda; Insecta; Hymenoptera; Halictidae. Gene Ontology annotation, biological process: mitochondrial respiratory chain complex I assembly. Gene Ontology annotation, cellular component: membrane; respiratory chain complex I; mitochondrion.